ACUCCCUGAACUCUGGGCUGCUGGCCAGUGGCCUCUGGGCUAGCUCAGAGACUCCUAUGCAGCUGGGCAGUUCCACAGAAAAGCACAAAGCCCGGGCAAAUCUGCUCACCCCAUUGGGCCUCAGUUUCCCCAUCUGGAAAUCAAGGGUUGGGCAACAUGAAGUCUAAACUGUCUUUGGCCAUGGAAUUUCUAAUUCCGAAGUUAGCAAUUUGUUUGCAACUCAGCCCUCUCCAGGGGGGCCUUGCUGGAAGGCACCUGGGUUUUUGUCAGACCCUGCACACACCGCCUCGUGUGAUCCUCCCCAUGAGAUGGUCUCAUUUGGACCAUUUUAUGCAUGAGGAAAUUUGAGGCUCAGAGAAAAUUUGCAAUUUGCGUAAGUUCCCCAAGUGUGCUUCUACAUUGCUUCCUGAGAGCUCUUAAUAUUUUAUUUUAAAAAUUAAAAAAUCCCUGGUGGUCUAGUGGUUGGGGGGAAAAAAAGAAACAAACAUUUUUUUUUGUUUGUUUUUUCUUUUUGCUUUAUCUGCAAUCUGCUCCCAGAUAGAGAUAGUUCUGCAUGUCAGGCAUGGGUGAGAAAGUCCCUGAAGCUGCAGUAUCUGAAGCCUUCCGAGUAGCAUCUUCACGUAAGAAAAUCACCAGCUUCUACAAAGCAGAGGCAACAGGUCCCCAAACCUGGUGGAGCCUGGUGUGAAAUGAAAAUGUGGGCCCCUUUUUCAAAAUUACAGAACUCAAGAAGGGACAGCAGAGUGUGUGCCAGUGUCGGGUGGCAGGGCCGGGGCCGCAGCUGAGGGGAGUCACGUGGGUGCCGAGGAGGUGGAGGGGCACAUUGACCUUCUGCGCCCUGAAUCAAGUCCGCCUCCUCCUCAUCCCCACGCAGGCUGCUUGGGCCUUCAGCGUCUCUUGUGGAGUGGCUGCAGCUCUUUUUAUUGAAACAUUAGAGAAGAGUGGAUUCAAACCCACGAUCAAAACAGGCACCACAAAAGACAAGCCCUGCUCAGCCCAUGUUGUACAGAAUGAAAAGAUCAGCCCUCUUCCGGGGCACAGGGUCCGGACAGCUCAGGGCCACCCUGCCAGGCCACAUGGCUCUGGAUGGGGGCUCUUUUCUGGCUGUGUUCACCCUGCUGUUGGAAACCAAGUGGGCUGCCCUGCAACCCAGACAAGCCGAGUGGCCUUUGUGCUUUUAAUUCUGAUGAAUGCGCUUGCUUUAGAAAAUGUUUAAUUGUGUUGGAAGCAACUUAAACUGUUGGACGUGUAUGGCUCUCUCAGAAGUUUUGGUGAAAGUGGCUUUGGCCCUGACCUUGUGGUCACGUGUGUGGGUUUGUGAGUGGAACCUUCAGCUUUAAGUUGGAAACCAUGGCUGUGGAGAGCUGGACUUUAGGCUGGGGAGGUCACGUCCCUACCCGAUGUGGUGGGUGCCCCCGACUCCCUACCAUUCUCUUCCCUGCGCCCUGCCAGGUCUGUAGCCCGCACUAGUGGGGACCGUGGGGUGGGCUCCAGGGCCUUUCUGGAUGCUGCCUUUCCCAGGUGCUGUUGGGAGGGUCCUUCCCAGCCGUCCACGUCCUGGGUCCUCUGGAUAUGCUGUCAUUUCCCGCAUGGGUAGGGUCCCUUCCCAACCUUCACAGGCUGGGAAGUAGGGCAGAUCUGAGUGUGCUGUGGGUCAGCUAUGCUGCGUGAUGGGUCACCUGUCCUUCCAAGCCUUGGCCUCCUGGUCCGUGAGGUUGGGGAGGCAAUGCCAGCUUUGGGUUCUGUGGGGAUGCAAUGGUGGCACCAGGAGUGGGCACACGGUGACCGGGGACCCAGCCCCUGUUCCCGGCUCUGGGACAGUGACUUACAAAGCUCUAACCCUGUGCAGGCAGUGAGCCCAACCAGGGAGCAGAUCAGGUGUCCGUCCAGCACGUGCCCCACGGGUCUGCAAGUGAGAGGUGAGCACCAGGGGCGAGGAACGGUUUAGAAGGAUUCAGGAUGCCCAGUGUGUCAGAAAUUGGGUUACUCAAUGGAGAAAAUGGUGUGUGCCAGCAGACUUCAUCCCUGCCAGCCACAGCAUGUGCUGUAGCACCCCAGGGCCGCUGGAGGUCAGAGAGGAGAGGCAGCGUGCAGGGCAGUACCGCUGAAGGUCAGAGAGGAGAGGCAGCGUGCAGUGCAGUGCAGCUGGAGGUCAGAGAGGAGAGGCAGCGUGCAGGGCAGUGCAGCUGGAGGUCAGAGAGGAGAGGCAGCGUGCAGGGCAGUACCGCUGAAGGUCAGAGAGGAGAGGCAGCGUGCAGUGCAGGGCAGCUGGAGGUCAGAGAGGAGAGGCAGCGUGCAGUGCAGUGCAGCUGGAGGUCAGAGAGGAGAGGCAGCGUGCAGUGCAGUGCAGCUGGAGGUCAGAGAGGAGAGGCAGCGUGCAGUGCAGUGCAGCUGGAGGUCAGAGAGGAGAGGCAGCGUGCAGGGCAGUGCAGCUGGAGGUCAGAGAGGAGAGGCAGCGUGCGGUGCAGUGCAGCUGGAGGUCAGAGAGGAAAGGCAGCGUGCAGGGCAGCUGGAGGUCAGAGAGGAGAGGCAGCGUGCAGGGCAGCUGGAGGUCAGAGAGGAGAGACAGCAUGCAGUGCAGUGCAUCUGGAGGUCAGAGAGGAGAGGCAGCGUGCAGGGCAGUGCAGCUGGAGGUCAGAGAGGAGAGGCAGCGUGCAGGGCAGUGCAGCUGGAGGUCAGAGAGGAGAGACAGCAUGCCGGGCAGCUGGAGGUCAGAGAGGAGAGACAACGUGCAGUACCGCUGGAGAUCAGAGAGGAGAGGCAGCGUGCAGUGCAGUGCAGCUGGAGGUCAGAGAGGAGAGGCAGCGUGCAGUGCAGUUGGAGGUCAGAGAGCAGAGGCAGCGUGCAGUGCAGUGCCUACUUUUAAGGAAACAGACACAUAUGUAGUCACCAUUCAUUCAUUAGACAAACGUCUGUUGAGAAUCUACCAGGCAGGCUCAGGGCUGGGAUGAAGAAGCCAUGGUCUGUCUCCUCACAGUCCCACCAUUCAGCCCAGGACAUGAGGUGGCAUCUGGUCUGCGAAACACGGCACGCGCCCUCCCCCUGCACCACUUGCAUUUUGGAUCCUGAAACCUUUGCCGACUCCACAUUUGGCUGAAGAAUCUUCCUGGGCACACGCGCCUGGCUGCCACUGACUGCUGGUGGUGCUUGAAUGACAUUUAUUUGUCAUUCCAGGCCUAAUACUAAUAUAUCAUCUUUACAUUUAGAGAGAAUGACAACUCCUUUUAAUGGGAAAAAAGCAGUCUUUUUUUUUUAGUGGUUAAAAAAAUGACUGUAGGUGGGAAAACAUUUAUCUGUAUUAACAAAUGUGUUGCCCGGAAAUAUGAAAGGUCAUAGUUCUUCUUAUAGGUUUUAUCAAAUUAAUUUUUUUUUUCUUUUUUUUUUUUCUUUUUGCGAUGGAGUUUCUCUCUUGUUGCUCA
Cercocebus atys (sooty mangabey) is the source of this 3419-nucleotide messenger RNA. RefSeq lists its product as uncharacterized. NCBI's taxonomy places the organism in Eukaryota, Metazoa, Chordata, Mammalia, Primates, Cercopithecidae. The record is from RefSeq and is a predicted model, not a curated record. The transcript is spliced from 4 exons. The coding region runs from base 1960 to 2886 and encodes 308 amino acids.